Messenger RNA from Hyposmocoma kahamanoa, 1429 nucleotides. RefSeq lists its product as uncharacterized. The transcript has 4 exons. The record is from RefSeq and is a predicted model, not a curated record. Lineage: Eukaryota; Metazoa; Arthropoda; Insecta; Lepidoptera; Cosmopterigidae. The coding region runs from base 249 to 554 and encodes 101 amino acids.
AAAUAUUUAACACGAUGAAAGCCAAAAAACAGAACUCGGUUCCCAAAUUGAUGGGAUGGUUGAAAACUGGUAAGUCCCCCGCCAAGGCUGGCGCGGCCGCGCGGCGCUUGCCGUCAUCUGACUUCGUGGUACUUACGGUCCCAAAUACUUAGUGAAGUGCAUGUUCGAUGGCGCAGGUAUAAUUUGAACCAAACUAAGUGCACGUCGUGGAUAACCUCUUUCGCAAAUCGGUUUUGAAACGGUCGGUCAUGGACAACAUUCAAGAAAUAUUUAACACGAUCACUUCGUCAAAUGACAACACAGUGGCAAACAUGUUGAAAUGGUUGCAAGAAGGCAUAGUGGAAAAAUCAGAAAGUGCAGAAAAAGAGGUUUUAGCCCACUUCUCUGAUGUGGCUGACAAACAAAACGUCAAUUUUGAGGAGUUCAAGGGGGCUCUCGAAAAACUGUCGGCGUCGAAGAACAUCUCUGUGGAGGACACGGUGCAGCGGCUCGCUGCGGGCAACGGGUUGCCCAACGCACUCAACCAGGCCGCGACCGCCCUGGGUUUCAAGUAGAGCCCAUAAUGAAAACACACGAACUAGAGCGGAGUCCAUGUGAAUUAGAACACUGUCGGGAUCGCACAGAUUUGCCACAAAGUCCAUGGUUUGUAUAAUCAUAACCCGAAUUUUGAUCUGGGUGAUUACGAAAGUUAUAAUUUAGAUACACUUAAAUUAUGUGGACAACACACAUUUGUGUGUGUCAAGAAUUUAACAAAUACGAUCAAUGCUCAGUGAUAUGUUGCCACGGCUGGACUCCGUUAGCGUUUCCCGAUGUGUCGGAACGGCUCCUCGCUCCAUAGCGACGCGUUGACCGGCGUUGGCCAGCGGCAGAUUAGUCCAGCCUCUUUCACUGUCGACGGCUGCCUUUGAUUCGAUUACUUGCGGUGUUACCAUUGUCACUCAGCAUUUGCCGACAUUAUCGACAGUUUCGUGAAAAUUAAAGAAGUCAUACCGCGGUAAGACACCUGUAUCCAGAGAUAAUCAUUUAAGGAAUGAUAAUAACUACAAAAUUCUUAAAAUCUAUUAUAAUUAUUAAGGCGGAACAGUUAUAUUCUUGUCUUCUCCAAAUUGCAGUAAUUCUAUGCGCUCAGUGAAAAAAGCGCUGACUCGAUUCAUUUUAAGUUUUCGUCAUUUAUGUGAAAAAUUUUGCUUCUUUCUGUCUAAUGGCCGCGUUUGUAGCGGCUUUAGAAAUGUGCAUAAUUUUUGUGUACAAAAUAUGACCUACCUUUUUCUUGUGUACUUUUUAUGUUACUUAUAAAUUCGUACAUAUUAAUUUUGGAAUAUCGCCCUUACGUUACGAUUUGAGAAUUACGACUUCAAUUGAAUUAUUUGAAAUAUUGAGCUUCCAUCCACAUGCGAUUGUAAGUGCUGGUUGCAUUGCACUACACACG